Molecule: messenger RNA, 664 nt
Organism: Macrosteles quadrilineatus (aster leafhopper)
Lineage: Eukaryota; Metazoa; Arthropoda; Insecta; Hemiptera; Cicadellidae
Product: aminoacyl tRNA synthase complex-interacting multifunctional protein 1-like
Exons: 4
Coding region: 72-644 (190 amino acids)
Molecular function (GO): tRNA binding
Source: RefSeq, a predicted model, not a curated record
UUCUCUGUUAUGUUUUAAGCCCACAGUGAUAGUUACGUUAAUAUACUGUAAUAUUUCUUGAAAACCUCAUCAUGGAUUUAGAAAAUUUAACUCCAGAAGAUAUAAUCAAGCCAACAAUCGCUGAAGACAUUGGACAACUAGACCUCAGGGUGGGGAAAAUCACAGAUUGUGCCAGUAACUCACUGGACACCAAGCUUUACAUAGAAACUAUUGAUGUAGGAGAGGAAAACACGAGACAGGCUUCUAGUGAGCUGACCAGCCGUUACUCCUGUGAUCAGCUGGUCGGCCGCAAGAUCGUAGUGCUGUGUAAUGCCAACCCUGAAGACAAACGGGGAAUAGAGCGCAACGCAAUGGUGCUUUGUGCUGUCGAUAAAAAGAAUGUUGAAUUGAUAAACCCUCCAUUCGACAGCCUGGUUGGAGACCCUGUAGUAGUUGAUGGGUUUCCGUGGCGCCCCGAGCCACCUCCAAGGAAGGCGGAGAUCAUGGCACUCUACGAGAAAACUCCCUUUGAGAAGGUCAAUGCUGACAUGAAGAUUGACUCUCUUGGUGUGGCUGUCUACAAAGGGAAACCACUCAAGGUGAAUGGACGACAGGGUCAGAUCUCAGCGGGAACCCUUUCUAACUGUGAGGUUAAAUUUGAAUAAAAGGAUGAAUUGAGGAGAAA